Molecule: messenger RNA, 1623 nt
Organism: Tetrahymena thermophila SB210
Lineage: Eukaryota; Ciliophora; Oligohymenophorea; Hymenostomatida; Tetrahymenidae
Exons: 1
Source: RefSeq, a predicted model, not a curated record
AUGUAUUCAAAAGUUUUUUGCUUGAUACUUGCUUUUGCGCUAUUACAGAUAGCAUAUACAGCUGACUGUGAACUUUGUACUUUUAGUAUAGAUGGAAAAGAUGAUAAUGGCCCUUGUACUAAUUGCGAUGAAGGUACAUGUACUCCAAAAAAAGGAACUAUAGGAACUAGUUAAUUAGCUUGUUCUAUUAAAAAAUGCUAGGCUGGUACUUUUAGCGAAACUGGCUAUGAUAUUGAUGGAUGCACUAAUUGUCUCAAUGGAACUUCCUCUUUGGAAGGUUCUAAAGAAUGCAAUCUAAUCCCUUGUGGCUAUGGCUAUUAUAGCGAAACUGGCUACUAUGAUAAAAAUGAAGGAGAUAGAGAUGAUGAGUGUGAAUAUUGCCCAUAUGACAAAUCCACCAAACAAGAAAAUACAAUAGGAGAUGAUGAUGAUACUGCUUGUGAUUUACAGUUAGAAGAAUGUCCUGAAGGUACAUAUAGUGAAACAGGUUAUGAUAGUGAUGGAAAAGGCAGUGGAUGCUAAACAUGUGAGCCUGGUACUCACUCAUAUAAAGGUUUCAAAAAGUGUUAUCUAAAAGUCUGCGGUGUUGGCACUUAUAGCUCAACAGGCUAUUACAAUACUAGACUUAAUGAGAAAUGUAGAGUUUGCCCAAUUGGUAAAUCAACUGAUAAAGAAAUGACUAUAGGAGAUAAUGAUAAAGUAUGUACUUUGUAAUUAAAAUAGUGUCCUGAAGGUAAAUUUAGUACUUCAGGUUAUGAUGGUAAUACAAAUGAAAGUCAAUGUAAGAUGUGUAGACCUGGUACUCAUUCUUUAUUAGGCUCAAAAAAAUGUUAACUAAGGCCUUGUGAUUAAGGUUAUUAUAGUAGUACAGGAUAUUUUAAUAUUAAUAAGGAAUUGAAUUGCACUGAGUGCCCUCCAGGCAAAUCUACUAAGGAGCAAUAGACUAUAGGAAAUGAUGAAUAAGUUUGUGAUGUGUAGCUAUAAUUCUGUCCUUAAGGCAAAUUUAGUUAUUCAGGCUAUGAUUUUGAUGGGAAAGGGAACGGAUGUUCUGAUUGUGAGCCAGGUACUUACUCUUUAGUAGGCUCUAAAAGAUGUGAUCUAACUUAUUGUGGUUAUGGUUAUUAUAACAUAAAUGGCUAUUAUAAAAAUUCUAAAGAAACAGAAUGCUAAAAAUGCCCAAUAGGUAAGUCUACCCCACAAGAAAAUACAUAAGGAUUAGAUGAUAAAGUUUGCAAUGUGCCAUCAAAUAAGUGUCCUGAAAAUAAAUGGAGUAUUACUGGCUAUGAUUAUGAUGGAAAAGGGAAAGGAUGUGAAAAAUGUGAAGCAGGAACGUACUCUACUGAGGGUUCUACAGUCUGUGAUCUAAGGCCUUGUGGUUAUGAUUUUUAUAGCUAAACAGGUUUUUACAAUAUUAAUUCAAACGAAAAAUGUAAGGCUUGUCCAAAAAAUACUUAUACUAAUGGAUAUAUUAACAAAAGUUUAGAUGAUUCAAUUUGUAUAACUUAUGAAUCAAGUGAAUGUGAUGAAAGUGAAAGUGGAAGAUAUGAUGAUAUUGAAACUACUUCAAACUCUAUUAUCAUUAAAACUACUUUAAGUUUGAUUUUAUUAGUUACUCUUUUCUGA